Molecule: messenger RNA, 988 nt
Organism: Drosophila suzukii
Lineage: Eukaryota; Metazoa; Arthropoda; Insecta; Diptera; Drosophilidae
Source: RefSeq, a predicted model, not a curated record
CAAUGGGAACAAUAACAUCGGUUGUCUUCUCUUUGAUUAUGUUGUUACUCUUUUAUUCCGGGUUUUAUCCGGUAAUCGGCGCUCGAAUUUUGCAACUAACUCAUAAAGUUAAGCUUCUUUUGCAUUCGAAAUCUUUGGGUGAGAUUUUGAGCCAAAAUUCAUUUCCCUCCGUUGUCUAUUUUAACAACGCCGAAGUGGGAGACAAGAGGGAUGGCAUUGACUACGUUUCUCCAGUCCUCGUGGCCCUAACUCGUUUACCCCGCCUUGUGGACAUUUUCCAUAUCAACUGUAAUAGGUCGAUCAACAAGAAUGACUGUACAAACUAUGACUAUAAGGCGCCAGAACUUCGUUUGUUUCCCAACCAAUUUAAACGCUUGGAAGUUAAGGAAAAAAAUAAAAACGGACUGGAAAUCCCGAAAAAAUCCACCUAUGAAAUGCUAGAUGCUAUUUUGCAUGGCCUGGUGCGAAUGGAACUGGAGUUACCAGGCCAACCAAACUUUAAGCCCAUUCUCAGCACGGAUACCAUAGCAUCGCUUUUUAGAAAAGCAGGAAACAAAAAGAUUACCCACCUAGUUCUGGUUGGUCAGUCCAAAAAGGAAGCCACAGUGGGCCGAGAUACAAUCUUGGCCCUUUUAUCAAAAGAACAAGUAUUGGUGCGCAUCGUGGAUAAUGCCACAUUCUUCAGGAACUUUGGCAUUAAAUUCAAGGAGAAGGAUAAAAUGCUGGCCAUUAUCUCCUGGUCGCGAAGGAUCACUCAACUGUAUCCUAAAAAGGCUAGCGGAAAAGAGUUUGCGAGGGCCGUAAUAAAGUUUUUGGAUGAACGGACAUAAAACACUUGGCUUAAAUGUUAAAUACAAAUAAAUUCAUUUGAUGCGGUAAACGGUUUAAAUUAUUUAAGAAUUUAGAGGUGCUCUGACCGAGCAGUUCCGAAUCAUUCAGGUGCGGCCCAGAGGAAAGUUGUUGUGGAUCAACAAAGACUUGGACGAGC